Messenger RNA from Geodia barretti, 1588 nucleotides. The record is from the annotation of a GenBank genome assembly. Lineage: Eukaryota; Metazoa; Porifera; Demospongiae; Tetractinellida; Geodiidae.
AGUGGGCGUUUAUUUAAAAAAAGGGCGUGGUCACCUGCUCUAUGUGCUAGCUGGCUAGGCUAAGGAUGGGGAGUUGGCUAGCGGCUCUACGAGGCGGGAGGAGAAGAAAUGAUGAGCCACCGCAGCAGAGUGGACCCAGUAGAAUAACUGAGCAAGACAAGGCAGUACUGAACCUAAAGAAGAGCAGGGACAAGCUCCAACAGUACCAGAAGAAAAUUUCUGAGCAACUCAAGAAAGAGAGAGACAUUGCCAAGCAGCUACUCAGAGAUGGAAAGAAAGAGAAGGCCAAGUUGCUGCUGAAGAAGAAGAGGUUUCUGGAGGGAUUGCUGGCCAACACGGACACCCAGCUGGAGAACCUUCAGCAGAUGGUCGACACGAUCGAGUUCACUCAGAUCGAGGUGAAGGUGGUGGAGGGACUGAAACUAGGGAACGAGGCCCUCAAUCAGCUACACAAGAUCAUGUCACUGGAAGAUGUCGAGAAGAUCAUGGGUGAUACUCAAGAAGCAGUGGAAUACCAAAGAGAAAUUGACGAGCUCCUGGGACAGAACCUGACGGCGAGGACGAAGAUGCCAUCGCAGCAGAGCUGGAGAGUAUUAUUUCAGCUCAGCUACCUAGUGUGCCUAGUCAACCUGUCGAUCAGAUCAGUGCCGAGGACUUGCCCGAAGUCCCUACCGAGGACCCAGGAGAGCGAGCACAGAAAGAGGCAGAGAAGAGACAAGCUGUUCCUGCAUAGGCUGUACUAUUAUUGACAAAUUAUUGUUUUGCUGUUUUUAUAUUAUGAUCUUUCACGUCCAGAAUGUGUGUGAAAAAUGAUAUUAUGUACAUAUAUAGCAUCAUGUAUACAUACAUAAUCAGUAGUGAACAAAUAUCAACCACAGCCGACAUUUUACAAACGAAAUGGUGUGUAACAUUCUUGGAACAGUGUCUGCGCAUACAUGCAUACAUACAUACAUACAUACUAAUAUAUACAUACAUUGUAUGUACAAGAGUCUGUUACUCCUGGAAGAGAAGUUCGCAGGGUUUAUCAAUGACGGUGACUCCAGCGUAGCUGCGGCCCUGGGUGAGGCCUCCCUCUGCAAACUUCCACACCUCUGACACUGGGUCAAAUAUCUCGAUGGACGACAGGUUCGUUAUCCCGUUGUCCCCGCCCACUACGUAGAGCAUGUUGUGGACGACAACCGCCGCGGCGUUGCGACGCGGGGUGUUCAUAUCUGCCACUCGGGUCCACUUCCCGAGGUUGGUGUCAUAUCGCUCGACGCUGCGACGGAUGUCCGGACCGUUGUGACCCCCGAUUGCAUACAGGAGAUUAUCCAUGACAGCGACGGCUGCCCCACUUCGUCUCUGGAUCAUGCCCUCGAUGUAGGUCCACUUGUCCGUGCGAGGGUUGUAGCGCUCGACCGAGUUGAGGCAGAGACGAGCGACUCCGUCGUAGCCACCCACCGCGUAGAGGUAGCCGUUCAUGACUGCCACGCCCACACUGGACCGAGGGGUGCUCAUUGGUGCUACGUCCAUCCACUGCUUGGUGUCUGCAUGUGUGUGUGUGUGUGUGCGUGCGCGUAGAUGGAGAAGGAUAAUCGAGAAAGGGGUU